AUGACCAGGAAAAGUGUCCUUGGUCUCCGGGAUUCUUCCUUGGCUUAUCGCCUGUCUGGCCAGCUGCCGGAAGAAACAGCUGCAUACACCUCAACCCCUUCUGUUUCUCCCCGUACAAACACUGAGAAAAUUUCCCCUGAGGAUUAUGCUAAACCAUACUGUGAUUUCAUGACUACGAAUCCCACCAUCUUCCACGCGGUCGACGGCUUUACCAAACAGCUGGAGAAGAACGGAUACAAGCGCCUGCCAGAGCGGGAGCCUUGGACCUCCAAGUUGGAGCGUGGAGGGAAAUACUACGUUACCCGGAACGCCAGUGCCUCCAUUGCGUUCUCGAUCGGAAAGGACUACCAGAGUGGCAAUGGUUUGGCUAUCAUCGCCGGCCACAUCGACGCGCUCACCGCCAAAUUGAAGCCUGUCUCAAAGUUGCCCACAAAGUCGGGUUAUGUCCAACUAGGGGUUGCUCCGUACGCAGGUGCUUUGAGUGAUACCUGGUGGGAUCGAGAUCUCUCGAUCGGUGGUCGUGUACUGGUUCGCAACCCUAAUAGCGGCAAAGUCGAGUCCAAGCUGGUUAAGUUGGACUGGCCAAUUGCGCGAAUUCCAACGCUUGCUCCUCACUUCGGAGCUCCCUCGCAGCCGCCUUUCAACAAGGAAACCCAAAUGGUUCCCAUCAUCGGCAUUGACAACUCGGAUCUCUUCUCGCAGGAGACCCCAUCGUCAUCCGACGCCGCUAGCGGUAUUAAGCCUGGUACCUUUGCGGCCACACAACCAGAGAAACUGGUCAAAGUUAUUUCUGGUGAGCUUGGUAUCACCGACUAUAGCACCAUUCUUAGUUGGGAGCUCGAGCUGUUCGACAGUCAACCCGCGCGACUUGGUGGCCUGGAGAAGGACUUCAUUUUCGCCGGUCGCAUCGAUGACAAACUCUGCUGUUAUGCUGCCCAAGAGGCUCUCUUAGCAUCGACCGACGACACGUCAACCGGCUCUGUGAAGAUGGUGGGAAUGUUUGAUGACGAGGAAAUCGGUAGCUUGCUGCGUCAAGGAGCCCGUUCCAAUUUCAUGAGCAGCGUGAUCGAGCGCAUUACGGAGGCCUUUGCACCCGAGUACGGGCCCAACGUUCUGUCUCAGACCGUGGCAAACAGCUUCUUUGUCUCCUCGGACGUCAUCCACGCCGUCAAUCCAAACUUCGCCGGUGUCUAUCUAGAGAACCAUGCUCCCCGGCUGAACGUGGGCGUGGCCGUGUCUGCCGAUUCGAAUGGCCACAUGACGACAGACAGCGUGAGCUACGGCUUUAUGAAGCGCAUCGCCGAUCGCACCGGCUCUACCCUGCAGGUCUUCCAGAUCCGCAAUGACUCUCGUAGCGGGGGAACGAUCGGUCCCAUGACCAGCUCUCGCAUUGGCAUGAGGGCUAUUGAUGUCGGAAUCCCGCAGCUGAGCAUGCACAGCAUCCGCGCUACGACCGGAAGCUUGGAUCCCGGCUUGGGAGUGAAGAUUUUCAAGGGUUUCUUUGACCACUUUGAGGAAGUCGACAAGGAAUUUGCCGACUUCUAG
Messenger RNA from Aspergillus melleus, 1545 nucleotides. It is a transcript of the gene LAP4, whose product is annotated as M18 family aminopeptidase. The record is from RefSeq and is a predicted model, not a curated record. Gene Ontology annotation, biological process: proteolysis. Gene Ontology annotation, molecular function: zinc ion binding; metalloaminopeptidase activity. The transcript has a single exon. Bases 1 to 1545 code for a protein of 514 amino acids. Gene Ontology annotation, cellular component: fungal-type vacuole. Lineage: Eukaryota; Fungi; Ascomycota; Eurotiomycetes; Eurotiales; Aspergillaceae.